This is a messenger RNA of Drosophila gunungcola (fruit fly), 9295 nucleotides long. RefSeq lists its product as uncharacterized. Lineage: Eukaryota; Metazoa; Arthropoda; Insecta; Diptera; Drosophilidae. Gene Ontology annotation, biological process: regulation of DNA-templated transcription. Gene Ontology annotation, cellular component: RSF complex. The record is from RefSeq and is a predicted model, not a curated record.
CACCUAAAGUACACUAAAAACUAGUUCGCCUCAGACUGCCAACCCGCUUGAAAUACAAGUGCAGGGGGCAGGAUUGUCAGAAAACGUCGGUACGGCCACACUGCAUCUCGCAAUAGAAAAUAAAGCGUUUUCUUUUGGUUUAAAAAGGAAAUUUCGCAUGUAAAAGCGCAGUCUCGCGGCCAAAAAUAUGCAAACUCGACGACUCGGAGUGCCGUGCGACCAGAGUGCUUGAGAUUCGGACAAAUGCCUCGCGAAAUUAGUGCGCAUUGUGCGGUUUUGCCAGUGUAGUAUACGAUACAGCCCACGAAAAUUUUCACCCGUUCUCGGGGACGCAUGAAAAAUGGCGGCGUCCUCAGCCGCGGUUCCGAGUUCGAUUCCCAUUCCGGCGGAGGCGAUAUCGGAGGAGUGCAAGGACGACGACGCCCUGACCUCCACUCUCCACACGUGCGCCAACGACCCGGACUUCGCGGUGAUCUGCGCCUUCCUGCAGAAAUUCGCCAAGGAUUUGGGCCUGAGCCUGCCGAGCUUCAGGCAAUUGCAGGAGUGGUUCACCAGCAACAACGAAGUUCCCGAGCUCAGGGACUUGCAUAUAAAGCUGCUGCGGAAGACCCGUAAGACGGUUCACGAGAAGAGCUGGGAGUCAGCCCUCAGCAAGUUCUGCUUCGGUUAUUCGGUCCAAGACGCCUGGGAAAUCGAACGGUUUGGUUACAGGAACUCCAGCCUGAAGGUCAAACUGCGAAUAUUCCGGGAACUACUCGAAAGUCAGUUCGAGCGCAAUGCCAAGUUUCGGGCCCACAUACUCACCUUGAAUGCGGACACCUUGCGUUCGGAGCCGAUUGGGCGGGAUCGGCUGGGCCACGCCUACUGGCUGACCCAGGACGCCGACUGCAACCUGCGCAUCUACCAGGAGCAUCUGGACGAGGAGAUCUGGCAGGUGGUGGCCACGAACCGGGAAGAGUUCGUCAACCUCAUUGCCAGGCUGCGCGGAAACGAGGUGGUGCUGCCUUCGAAGGACAUUGGCGAGGCCGACGAGGACACCAGCAGCAGCAACAGCUGUCCGGCCAAACCACCGCCUCCAGAGGAAAAAGAGGAAGAGGAUGAGGAAGAAGAUGGAGUUGGCGAUGGAGAUGGAGAUGAGGAGGAGCCCGUGAAAACGGUGCCCAAUCUAAAGAUUAAACUGCGCUCUCCCGAGCAGGAGGAGAAAAAGUCGAAGAGGGUCAAGCCACUGUUCAUCAGCCAGGCCAAGCUCGGGGGCAGCGCUUCACCGUCGCCAGCCAAAAAGCGUUCCAUCGACGACGUGGACAGUAGCCCUACGGCCUCCCAGGAGGAGCAGCAGAAGAAGCACCGGCCCACACUGCUCGACACCAAGCGCAUCAAGAAGCCAAGUCGCUACGAGAGCACCAAGGACGAGAACGAAGGAGAGUCCGGCGAGGAGGAGGAGGACGAGGAGGAGGAAGAAGCGGACGAGGAUGAGGAGGACUCUGAACUGGACGAGGGGGAGGAAGAAGAGGACAUCGACAGCGCGGCGGCAGAUAUUGAAGAAGAUGACGACGAGGAAGAAGUUGGCGAGGCGAUUGAGGAUCCAACGAUAGAGGUGCGGGGCCAAGGAUCUGGCCGCGACUGUGAGGCCGUUCCCCUUACCUUUCUGGGCAACUUUGACUGCGGGGAUGAGCUGGAGCUCAGCGAGGCUAUCGCCGACCCGGUGCUCCUGGUGAUCGGUCAAGGAUGGGGAACCGAUUGCCUCGUCGGUAAUGGCAAAAAUGAAGCUGCCGUGGACGAGGCGACCGUGGAGACAUCGGAGCCGAAGGCCACCUUCUUCUUUGGAGAGCCGGGGUGCCUCAAGCUGAGUCCCAUGAAGCAAACACCAAAGCCGGAGGCGAGGCGCAGCAUUUUCGACAGCUUGGGCGAGGAGAAAACAAAUGGAGAGAGUGAAAAGUGCGGGGAGGACAAUCCGCCCCGAAAUGGAAGCGAACUCAGAGAGACUCCAGCAGACGCUGAAGCUACAGCAUCUGCUGCUCCUAGCGAAGAGACUAUCAAAAGCCAAGAAGCUAACGAAAACAAAAUCUCAGAAGAACAAAUGAAAGGGAGAAAGUCCGAGCAAGUGGGUGAAACGGAUUUGCUGGAAUUUAAAAUCAAGGUGAUCGAAACGAAUGACAAAAUCUCGAAAGUACACGAAGCAAUAAAAGAGUGACGAGUUCAGACGCAAACAAUCACUUAGAUAAGGGCGAACCUUUCCUCUGAGGAUAAGGACGUGCGUCUAGAUGCAGAUACUAAAGAAAAAGUCGAGGACUGUUUGGAAGAAGAAAGCGUCGAGGAAAAUGGUCCAGUUAAAAAACUGUCCUCAGAGGAAAAAACGUCGUUAACUGAUCUGCAGAAUUCUACCAGAGAUACUGAUACGGCUAGCAUAUGCAAUGACAAGAUUUCCAGUGAAGAAAAAACACCUAAAUCUAACCAAAACGAUAAGAGAACAGAAACUGAGCCGGAUACGGAAACGAGCGCAAAAGAAACAGUAUCACGCAUAUCCGCAAGGGAAGUGGAAAUUGAAACGCCUAAAAACGUCAAUAAAUCCAAAUCUUUUAUUAAUCAUCCUGUAAGCCAAAUCGAUGAUCUAAGUCCUGUAUACGAAACAAAAGUUAAGCCAGAAAAUGUUAGAAAAAGCUUUGAAAUUGUGCCAGAAACGCUUGCGAAUGACAAUAAACCCUCCGAUCUGAAGAAGAAAUGGAUUAGAUCUAGUAGCGACGCGGUCACAAUCUGUCACGAGACCAUUAAAAAUGAUGAAUCUUCCCCCGCAGAAGACACGAUACCGGAAAAAGUACAAAACCAAGUGGCAAGUACUUCCAAAAGCCUGAUUUCGGAAGAUAAGUCGAAGGAGGGUGAUAUCAAAGCCAAGGCGGAUGCCGAGCCACCUUCAGUCGACCAGACAAUUUCAGUACCUAAGCCUUCUAUGCUACUAAACCGCAAGAGACGUCUUAACGAAUCUCAGCCCGCUCUCAGAAACUCGACCUCCGAAAGCGAAGUGCAGGAGGAGGAGCCCCAGGAUGACGACCCCACCCUGGAUGAUCUGGAUGUGGGGGGCAAGCGCAUCAAGAUGCGACCGAAGACCACCAACGUGGAGGCCAGACGAAAGGUGGAGGCUCAAAAGACGCAGAUCGAGGAAACUACAUCCUCCAGCGGGGAGGAGGAUCCGCGCAGCCGGCGCAAGAUUAUAGCUCCAGUCAGUAAGCAGAAGCCCACUCUGGAGGAAAUUAUCGAAAAGAAGAAGAAAACAAUGGACAGGGACUUGCCCGAGAAGACUUCGCAGGAGCAAUCUUCUGAAAAGGUCCCGGAAAAAGAUCUGCAACCGCCACAGCCAGCUAGAGAAGCUACUCCUCCCACCAGCUCCUUCAGUCCACCAAAGAAGUCGCCGGUAACGAAGCCGCUUAAGAAGAAUCUUCUAACUCAACUACGGCAGGAGGAGAGCGAAGAGGAAGCUAUCCCCAGAAAACGAACGAACAGUGAGACCAUCGUACCUGCCGUGCCAGUUCCCAAUGCUUCUCUCGUCCAACCGGAGGAACGUCAUCGCAAGCGACGCAGCAGCGAAGAUGCCAAAGAGUCCUUCUCCAAGGAAUCCUCGCCCAGUGAGCCGCCUCCCUCCGCCGUCAGCGAGAAGCUAAAGCGCAACAACGAGCAGGACAUCGAAGAGGAGGUGGAGGAUCCACUUGCCCUGCCAGCCCAGGAUGCGUCGCCUCCUGUGAAAGAAUCCUCCCCACCGGAGGGAUCUGCCCGUCGUUCUGGUCGGCGAGGCGGUGCUGCUGUCGUUUACUCCGAGCUUCCUCAGCCCAAAAGGACGCGAGGUGGGGCCAGGGAUAAGUCCGUGACGGAAGUGAAAGCGGAGGGUAAACAGGAAUCCGAAGAUGACCAUGAGGAGACUCCUAAACUUUCAGCCAAACCUAAAUCUGAGGUCAAAGAGGAUUCAGUCGAGGGUAUUCCAGUAAAAGAGGAAACACCAGAGGAGGAAGCAAUCAAGGAGGAGCAAAAAGAGGAGCCAAAAGAGGAGACGAAGGCAAAGGUGGGCCGGGGACGUGGGCCGCGAAAAAAGCGUGAGGUGGACACCACCAAUAUCAUCGAGACCAACGACUCGGAGACUCCGGUCCGCCAAUCUCGUCGCAUCGCCCAGCAGAAGAUCAAAGAGGAGGCGGAGCGCCGAAAGCAAGAGGAGGUGGCCCUGCGCUCCAUGAAACAGGAGCUCAAGAAAAAGAAGAAGGCCGAGAAGGAGGCAGACCCAACAGUGCUAGAGCCUUCGGGGGAGGAGUCAGAGUCGGAGGCCAGCGAGGCGGAGGAGGAGGCUCGUAGUAAAAAGAAAAAGAAGUGUCCUGGCAAGGAUGGCGCCUGGUCAUCGGACUCAGAAGAGCAGCCAGAGAGCGAGGAGGAGGAGGAGGAGCCACCGCACUAUGAAACGGACCCCGGCUCGCCGCUCUUCCGCUCCGACCACGAGUUCUCGCCGGAGUCCGAGCUGGAGGACGAGUCCCAGGUGGUGCCCAUGAAGCGGGCGCGCACCGUGCGCAAGGAAAACGCCGAAGACCAGGAGAAGGAGGACGCGGAGGAGGCGUGUCAGAAGUGCGGCAAGUCUGACCACCCCGAGUGGAUCCUACUCUGCGAUACUCCCGCCUGCAACAAGGGCUACCACUGCUCCUGCCUCUCACCAGUGCUCUUCUACAUCCCCGAGGGCGACUGGCACUGUCCUCCCUGUCAGCAGGAGCAGCUGAUCACAGCCCUGGACCUCCAGCUGCAGCAGUUCGACACCUUGGUGGCCCAGAAGCACCACGAACGGAUCCUGGCCGAGGAGCAGGCGGAGCGAGAGCGUCAGGAGCGGGAGGCCGCCACUUUGGCGGCGAAGAACGAUGGAUUCAAGGAGGAGAAGGAGGAGGACGAUGACGAGGACGAGAAGGACGAUGAGACGGUCAGCAAGGCGGACAAGGUGAAGCGGCGUCGCGGAGAUGGACGCAGUAACCGGCGCGCCGCCAAGCGGGGCACCAGACGCCGCCGUGGAAACGAGUCCGACUCCAGUAACGGCAAAUCCGGGGGCAGUGGCUCCAGAUCCGGCUCUGGAUCAAGUUCCGGCUCAAGCAGCAGCAACAGCAGCAGCUUCUCGGACUCGGACGACGAGCCCAUAUACAAGUUGCGCAAGCGACGCCAGAUCAAUGUGAGCUACCGGCUCAACGAGUACGACGACCUCAUCAAUUCGGCCUUAAAAAAAGAGAUGGACGAGGUCGCCGGUGCAGGGAACCUAGGCCGCGGCAAGGACAUAUCCACCAUUAUUGAGGCGGACAAGGAGAAGACGCGAUCCGAAGAUCCGCCUGCGGAGGAGGAGGUGCACGAAAAGGCGGACGUCGAGAAAGAGAAACAAAAGGUCAAGUCCAGCGGCAGCAGUUCGUCGUCGUCCGAGGAUGAGAUACCACUCAAGCGCAGCAACAAGUUCAAGCAACCGCCUGCCAAGAAGAAGCCUCGCAAACUGACCACCUUGGACGUGAGCAGCGAGGAGGAUCAUGGCAGCGAUGAGGACUUCAAAACGUCCAGCUACUCGGAUGAGGACAGCUCACAGUCUGGCUCCGGAGACUCCGACUCGAGCUUGGAGGUGUACAGACGACCAGGUCGAGGCAAGAAGCAGCGGAAGGCUGCCAGAAGGGCGGCGCGCGAAAGGCGAAAGGAUCGCAAGUUUGUGGUGGAAGAGAGCGACGAAAGUGAGGAGGAGGACCAGAAGCGACGAGCGGCAAAGACCAAGAAAAAGAAGAAGGAGGACUCUGACUACACGGAAACUGAAACGGAAGACGACGACAAUGAGUUGUCCGAGAACGUGGACAGUGCCGACCUGUGCGACGACACCACUUCCGAGAGCGAAGACGGCGCCUGGAAUCCCUCCUCCAAGAAGAAGAAGGCUGCAGCCGCCAAGAAGUCGGGCUCGGCGGGUGGCAUCGCCAGGAAGUCCCCGAAGCUGAAGAAGCCAGCCCCCCAGCCCGCGAAGAAGGUCAAGCGCCUGGAGUACUCCGACGACGACAUUAGCGAGAGCGAUCCGGAGGAGGAGGAGGACGAGGAUGAGGAGGGUCAGGAGGGUGCGCCCUUGUCGGGAAAGGGCUCCGGCAAGCAGCCCCGCUCUCAGCCCCUCAAACCGAGCGGAUCCGUGUCACAGGCUGGCAAGGGAAAGGGAAAGGGCAAGGCCAAGAAGAAGAAGCCAGCGUCCUCCGAGGAGGAGGACGGCGCCGCUUCCGACGAUCGCACUCGCACCCGUGGACGGCGGUACGCCUACAUCGAGGACGAUGACGACAGCUCUGAUGGCGGCAUCAAGCCAGGCGUCCAUCGACCCGACACGCCGCCUGAGGAGCGUCAGAAGUUUAUCCAGCGGCAGGAGGAGAUCAAGCGUAUGCUGGCAGAGAAGAAUGCCGAAGGCGCCAAGCUGGCGGCCACGCCCCGUCUUACACCGAUCAAGUCCGGGGCCACUGUGCCGGAGAAGCGCACACCUGGCAAGGCCGCCAGCGGCGACUCGCUGUCGACGGUGCCGCUCUCGGUGAUUCGGCAGGCCAAGGUGCUGGACAUCGAUUACCUGCAGCGCAAGGGGGAGACUAUUGGCGACCUGGACGACGUGGACGAGUCGGAGCUGGACGACGCCGAGCUGCCCGACGACCUGCCCGAGGACAUGGAGGACGCGAUCGCCCGUAUGGUGGAGGAGGAAGAGCAGUUCAGCGCGGCGGUGGCAGCCCGUGAGUUGCCUGGCGCAGAGGAGGUGCUGCGCACGACGCCCUCUAAGUCGCGGCAAUCCAGCAAGGUGACGCCCGAGACGCCAGCUUCAGCUCCAGCUCCGGCUCCGACUGCCGGUCCCAGUGCGUCUGGCUUGCAGGAGCCACAUCGCAAGCGUCUUCCCAUGCCCACCAUGCAUCCGCCGCUUCUGCGCCACCAGUUUCCCCUCGCCUCUGGCUCGGCACACCCGCCCGCAUCGCUGCUGCCUCCUCACCCACCUCACGGCAUGCAUCCCAUGCUGCAGCGUCAUCUGUCGCAGGCGGUCGCCCCGCCACAGGCCAUGCACCUGCUGCAAAACGCCCUCUCCGCCCCUCUUGGCCAGCCCCUGGGCUGUGGAAACUAUGCGACCGGUCACGGAUCGGCCCAACACCUGCCGCUGGUCAUGCCAAUGCCCUCGGCAGCGGCGGCCGCUGCGCAUCUCAUGCAAUCCGCGGCAGCCUCGGCUGCAGCCCGCCCACCCGACGCAGCGGCGGGCAGUCCUGCGGCCGACUCCAAACCAAGGGGCAGGCGGAAAAAGGUAACACCCCUCAGAGAUCAGUUGCAGAAGCAGCAGACGGCGGCGGCCGUUACGGCGGCCACUUCCUCAUCGACUCCGGGGCCAGUGCCAACAGAGAAGGCCAAGGGGCAGCCGCUGUUUAAGCCGCACGAGGAAGCUCCCGCCAGCGCUCCCGUCCCCGCUCCGCAGGCCUCUGUGAUCACGCGGAUCCCGGCGCACCUGCCGCUGCCCCACGGACGAGGUCAUGGACCGCCGCCCGGCGGCAUGUAUCCUAGCAGUGCGGAGUUGGCCCGGUUCUACGGCCAAGUAGCCGGCCAGCAGUCUGGACCCGCCGUCCCUGGCACCCGCUCCCCUUCGUCGUCGUCGUCGUCAUCGUCAUCGUCGUCAGGACCUCCUAGACACCUUUUGCGACCGCAGCUGCCGCCCGGACUGCCACCGCCACACGCAUCGCUGCGACCCACCUAUGGACCGCCGCCGCCACUGCGAGGAUCUGGCCCACCAACAACAGCGGCAAGCGGGGGUGCGACCAGCUCCAGGCCGCCCUACCUCCACGGAGCAGAGCACCACGGCGGACCGCCUGGCCCGCCCAUGGGCGGAGUCUUUGGCUCCGGACCGCCACCAGCGAGACACGCCUCGCCUCAUUUGAACCCCUACAGAGCUCCGCCCAUGUAUGGCAAUCCCAAUUACUCGCCUCGCGUCGGAGGACCUCCAGGACCUGGAAGUAUGCGACCGGGAGCCGUUGACUUUGCCGCCGGACCACGUGGUUAUCCCCCAUAUGGCUACUAUCCCCCUCCUCCGCCGUUGACCACACCGUCUGCCCAUGCUGCCCCAAGUUCGGUUAUCGUAAGUGCUCCGCCAGCAGGGACGCCAACGAAUCACUCGGUCUCUUCUCUGACGCAUGGGAAGAAUCUGGUUCCAAUUCCACCGACGCAGUCUUCAGGUCCUCCACCCGCCGCAGCCCCUCCACCGGCAAUCCCCAGCGAAGCGCUCAGCCACAAGCCAUCGGUAGCCUCUGUGAUAACCAGCAAAAAGCUGACCACCUUGGAGGCGUACCCCACACGAAAGUCGCCCCUUGUAGUGGGCGAGGUUCCAGGACCGGCCGAAUCGACGAAUUCACCGGCUGCCAUUGCCGAGGACGACUCGGGAUCGGCUCAUGAAACCAGAGCUCCACCAUCCACGGGAGCAGCUGCCGUGGGCGAGUUCAGUGGCUUGGUAAGCUACUUUAGCUCGCAACAGGACGAUUAUGACACAUAACAAGCGCCGCCGGGCGCAUAAGAAAAAUUUGUAUAUAUAGUGGGAUUGUCGUGUGUAAGAUGACCACAAUCCAUUUGUAGAGUUAGAAAAGAAGGUACAUUUUAGAGUAGGCAGCAAUCUUGGCAUUAAUUUAUUAUUAAAGACUUUGUGUUUAAACAAUCUGGACCUUUAAUACAAAACCACAAACGAUGUUUCAAACCUGAUCCAAAUUCUGUAAAAAGUUGUCCAAAGUUACUUUUUUUGCGAUGGCGCUCCCAUUACAUAAAUUAAUUACAAAAUUUGAAUUUGUAUGUUCGUUUGAUUACAACUCCCAUUUAAACACUCCCAAUGCCUUUUUAACGUUAAAUUUAGUUCCCUUUUUGUGCUCUUUCAGUUUAGCUAAAACAAACAUAAACUACGCUAAGUAUUUUAAUUUUAGCUGUAUAUUUUUCGAGCUCUAACAAAAUAAUCGUGAGUUAUAUAUGAUACAUACCAUUAAUACUAUACGAAUAUAAAAGAAACUAAUGAUUAUAGAUAAACAUAGUCAAUAAAUAUAAAUUUAGUUCAUUGCGAAUGCUUGUUUGCAUUGACAUGUACACAAAUUGUAGUUUGAGUUAAUACAUAACUAAGCAAUUGAAACGAUGAUGCAGUGCAUACUUUAUAAAUUAAACCUACGUAACCAUUAUAACAUAAAGCAAAUGGUAUAUUAAAAUCAAAGAUGGACAAAAACUGAAUGUUCGCAAUAAAACUAUUUAUCAUUAGUUGAAAAUAUAAAAAACCAACUGUCUUAUCCUU